AUGGAAGAUUCACCAGCUAAGGUUCAAGUUUACGUAUAUGAUUUAUCAAAAGGAUUAGCUAAAUUAUAUAGUCCUAUGUUAUUAGGUUUUGAAAUUGAAGCAAUAUAUCAUACAUCAGUAGUUGUAAGAGGUCAAGAAUACUAUUUAGAUCAAGGUAUUAAAAAAAUUCCAAUUAAAAAUCAUCAUUAUAAAUAUGGACAACCAAUUGAAAUACUAGAUAUUGGAGAAACUUUUAUUGAUGAUUCAAUUAUAGAAGAAUUUAUAACAGAUUUAAAUAAUCAUGAAGAAUUAAAAUAUGAUGCUAAAAAUUAUGAUUUAUUUAAAAAUAAUUGUAAUCAUUUUACAAAUACUUUAAUUGAAUUUUUAUGUGAUGAAAAAUUAAAUGAAAAAAUAUUAAAUUUACCUGAAAUUGUAUUAGCAAGUCCUGCUGGUUUAAUGUUACAACAAAUGAUACAAAAUAAUGCGUAA
Lodderomyces jiufengensis is the source of this 468-nucleotide messenger RNA. RefSeq lists its product as uncharacterized. The transcript has a single exon. Lineage: Eukaryota; Fungi; Ascomycota; Pichiomycetes; Serinales; Debaryomycetaceae. The coding region runs from base 1 to 468 and encodes 155 amino acids. Gene Ontology annotation, molecular function: peptidase activity. The record is from RefSeq and is a predicted model, not a curated record. Gene Ontology annotation, biological process: protein modification by small protein removal.